AUGGCGACGGCGCGCGGCGGCGGCGGCUUCCUCCGGGCGCUGCCGCCGCUGCUGCUGCUGCUGCUGCUGCCGCCGGUGCUGCCCCGCGCCGCCGCCGAGCAGGUUGUCCUGCUGGACUCAAAGGAAUCGCAGGCAGAGCUGGGCUGGACCUCGCACCCGUCAAACGGGUGGGAAGAAAUCAGCGGCGUGGAUGAGAAUUACAAGCCGAUACGCACGUACCAGGUCUGCAACGUCAUGGAGCCAAACCAGAACAACUGGCUGCAGACAGGCUGGAUUGCUAGGCGCGACGGCCAGAGGAUCUUCAUUGAGCUGAAGUUCACCCUGCGGGACUGCAACAGCAUCCCUGGCGUGACGGGCACCUGCAAAGAGACUUUCAAUCUGUACUACGUCGAGUCUGACUCCGACCUGGGCCGUAGCAUCCAUGAGAGCAAGCACACCAAGAUCGACACCAUUGCCGCUGAUGAGAGCUUCACACAGGGGGACCUGGGUGAGCGUAAGAUGAAGCUGAACACUGAGCUGAGGGAGAUUGGGCACCUGAGCAAGAGAGGCUUCCACCUGGGCUUCCAGGACGUGGGCGCCUGCGUGGCACUGGUCUCCGUGCGGGUCUAUUACAAGAAGUGCCUCACCACCAUGCAGAACCUGGCCGUGUUUCCGGACACAGUGGCGGAGACGGCCUUCGCGACUUUGGUGGAAGUUAAGGGCACUUGUGUUGCUCACGCUGAAGUGGAUGUGGAUAAUCCCCCCAGGAUGCACUGCAGUGCGGAGGGCGAGUGGCUGGUCCCCAUAGGGAAGUGCACGUGCAGUCCCGGCUUCGAGGCGAAGGAUGGGGGAUGCAAAGCUUGCCUUCCUGGAUUUUACAAGCUUUCUCUCCGUCUCCCUUUCUGCUCUCCUUGCCCUGAGCACAGCUUCACGCAUGAGGAAGCCUCCACGUUCUGUUCGUGCCAGAAGAACUACUCCAGGUCCCCGUCAGACCCACCAUCUGCCUCCUGCACACGUCCACCCUCUGCCCCGAGGAACCUGGUCUACAGCCUGCGGCAGUCGUCGCUGGUCCUGGAGUGGAGUGCCCCCGCCGACGCGGGUGGCCGGAGUGACCUGACCUACAGCCUGUGGUGCGGCCGGUGCCCGGCAGCUCUGCGGGGCCGCUGUGAGCAGUGUGGCAGCAGCGUGGGCUUUGUGCCGCAGCAGACGGGGCUCGUGGACCGGACUGUCACCCUGGUGAACCUGCUGCCUCAUGUCAACUACACCAUCCGUGUGGCAGCUGUCAACGGUGUCUCAGGCGUCAGCCCGCUGUCGGGGCAGCAGUACGCCGAGGUCAACAUCUCCACAGGCCUCGCAGCGCCGACUCCUGUCACCGACAUCCGCAUGGAUAAAGUUGAGCAGAAGAGCGUCUCCUUGUCAUGGCAGGAGCCAGGCUUCCUGACAGCCAACGGCACAGAGUACGAGAUCAAGUACUAUGAGAAGGAUCAGAGAGAUCAAAGUUACUCAACUGUGAAAACCACGUCAACGGCCGUGACGGUCAAUAACCUGAAGCCUGGCACCCUCUAUAUUUUCCAAAUUCGGGCAUCUUCCUCACCGGACUACGGAAACUACAGCCCUAGUAUUGAAGUGGAGACGCUGGCAGAGCUGACGGUGGCCUCCAGCGAGCAGAACCCCGUCCUCAUCAUCGCGGUGGUGGCCAUCGCGGGGCUGACGGUGCUGGUGUCCAUGGUGAUUGGCGUGAUGGUCUGGAGGAGACAGUGUGGGUACAGCAAAGCCAGCCAGGACGGGGAUGAGGAGCUGUACUUCCAUUUUAAAAUACCAACCAGGAGGACCUACAUCGACCCUGACACUUGCGAAGAUCCCAUGCAGGCUGUGCAUCUCUUUGCCAAAGAGCUGGAUAACGCUAGUAUUAAAAUUGAGAGGAUCAUUGGGACAGGGGAGUUUGGAGAAAUCUGCCGGGGAUGCCUGAAGCUGCCCAGCAAGCGAGAGCUGCCGGUGGCGAUCCAGACCCUGCGGGCAGGGUGCUCGGAGAAGCAACAGCGCUCUUUCCUGGCAGAGGCGUGCACCAUGGGCCAGUUCGAUCACUCCAACGUCAUCCGCCUGGAGGGGGUCAUUACCAGAGGGAGUCCUAUGAUGAUAGUGAUGGAGUACAUGGGGAACGGCGUGCUAGACUCUUUUCUCAGGAAACAUGAGGGACAGUUCACGGCCACCCAGCUCGUUUGCAUGUUGCAGGGGAUUGCCUCUGGCAUGAAGUACCUGGCAGAGAUGGGUUACAUACAUAAAAGCCUUGCUGCCCACAAAGUCCUUGUGAACAGCAGCCUGGCUUGCAAAAUAACUGGUUUCAGAAGGCCACAAGAAGAUAAGAUGGAGACCAUCUUCUCCACCAUGCGUGGGAAGAGCCUGGUGCUGUGGUCGGCCCCUGAAGCCAUCCAGUAUCACCACUUCAGUCCGGCCAGCGAUGUGUGGAGCUUCGGCAUCGUCAUGUGGGAAGUCAUGUCCUACGGCGAGAGACCCUACUGGGACAUGUCCAACCAGGACGUGAUGAAGGCUGUGGAGGACGGGUUCCGCCUGCCUGCCCCAGUGAACUGCCAGCCGCCCCUCCAUCAGCUCAUGCUCGACUGCUGGCAGAAGGACCGCGGCCAGAGACCCAAGUUCUCGCACAUCCACAACAUCCUGAGCAAGAUGGUGCAGAGCCCGGACCUCCCGAAGUGCCCCAGCUCCACCACGUCCAUCCCCCUCACUGAGCGUACCUUCUCAGCCUUCCCGUCUUUCAGCUCUGUGGGCGAGUGGCUGGAAGCAAUAGAAAUGGGCAGGUACAAAGACAACUUCACUGCUGCGGGCUACUGCUACCUGGAAUCGGUGGCCAGGAUGACAGCCCAAGAUGUCCUCAGCCUCGGGAUCACGCUGGCAGAGCACCAGAAGACCAUCCUGAGCGGGAUCCAGACUCUCCGGGCCCAGGUGAUACAAAUGCAUGGCCGAGGCGUGCAGGUGUGA
Molecule: messenger RNA, 2973 nt
Organism: Gavia stellata (red-throated loon)
Lineage: Eukaryota; Metazoa; Chordata; Aves; Gaviiformes; Gaviidae
Gene: EPHA10
Product: EPH receptor A10
Exons: 17
Coding region: 1-2973 (990 amino acids)
Biological process (GO): axon guidance; cell surface receptor protein tyrosine kinase signaling pathway; protein phosphorylation
Cellular component (GO): plasma membrane; neuron projection
Molecular function (GO): ATP binding; transmembrane-ephrin receptor activity; protein binding
Source: RefSeq, a predicted model, not a curated record